Gilbertella persicaria is the source of this 1389-nucleotide messenger RNA. RefSeq lists its product as uncharacterized. The transcript has 5 exons. Gene Ontology annotation, molecular function: protein binding; guanyl-nucleotide exchange factor activity. Gene Ontology annotation, biological process: intracellular signal transduction. Gene Ontology annotation, cellular component: cytoplasm. The record is from RefSeq and is a predicted model, not a curated record. NCBI's taxonomy places the organism in Eukaryota, Fungi, Mucoromycota, Mucoromycetes, Mucorales, Choanephoraceae. The coding region runs from base 1 to 1389 and encodes 462 amino acids.
AUGCAUUCGAUCGACAGUAUCUAUAGUGACUAUUGUAAACGACAUGAAGAUGCCGUAUUAAAGCUACAAGAAUUAGAAUUACAACCUGAAGUGCAACAUUGUAAAGAACAAAUUCAAGGCAAAACAACCAGUUGGGAUCUUGGCAGUUUAUUGAUUAAACCAGUACAGCGUGUACUUAAAUACCCAUUGUUACUUCGAGAGAUAUUGACAUUGACUCCGCCUACACAUGAUGAUCAUGAUGACCUAUCAGCCGCUGUAAAAGAAAUUCAAGAAGUAGCCGAUAAUAUCAACGAAAUCAAGCGUAGAAAAGACAUUGUUGAGAAGAUUGUAGGGGAUAAGAAAAAGACAGAGAUCAAUGUUGUAGCACAAAAGAUCAAACAGGCAACAGGAUUUGCAGCCGAACCAACGCAUGAUUUAUUGUUUGAAGCCUUGUAUGAAAAGUUUGAGGAACAACAAGAACUAGUACGUCAAUUAGCUCGGGAUGUGCAAGGGUGGGUUCGCCAUGUCAAAGUUGGAUUUGAGAAUCUUCAACAACUUGCCUGUAGUAUGGAAUCCCUGUAUACUUCAUGGGGCGGUGUUCGUGUCAAGAGUAGACAGGCUGUUCAGAAUUUCAGUAAAAUGGCAGCGUAUUUAUCGACCAAUUUAGCCCGAGAAUUGGACAAUGAUGUACGUGGUUAUGUCUACAGUCGCAUUGAUGAUUUCCUCAGAGUGUUUGAAAAUCCAACUCAAGUGAUUAACAAGAGAGCCAUGAAGAUGAUUGAUUAUGACCGUGUACGAGAUAUGAAACUCAAGGGAGAUAUACCAGAUAAAGCAUUACAAGAAUCAGCCGAUGCGUAUGUCUCUAUCAAUGGUCAAUUAGUAGACGAACUACCAAAAUUCUUUGCAUUGACAGCACAGUAUUUUGAUAUUCUGAUUGGAGGCAUUGCUCUUGUUCAGCUCAAAUUCAAUGGACUCAUGCACCGAGAAUGGGUUAAAUUAGUAGAACAGCAUUUAGGCCUACAGGCUGCUACAUCCUAUCAAAGUAUGAUAGCAGCACACUUAGACCAGUUUGAAAAAUUAGAAGAAAUGACACACAAUAUCACUCUGUUGAAUAGAAAUCGAUAUUCUAUGAGUAAUUCAUCGAGUUCUUCAUUGUUAUUACGGACAUAUUCAUUGAAUGAUAGUGAUUCUAUGCGUACAAGCCAUGCUAUGAUGAAUGAAGAAUUUGAAUGUGUGUUGCUCUAUGAUUUUGAGGCAGAUGAAGAAGAUCAAUUGAAUGUCAAACAAGGUACUGUGCUUCGAAUAAGUCAAGAUCCAGACUAUUUGGAUCAAGAUUGGUGGUAUGGAACAACACUGGAUGGUCAAACUAAGUCUGGUUGGGUUCCUAUUACUUAUUGCAAGAAAUUGUGA